Trichomonas vaginalis G3 is the source of this 570-nucleotide messenger RNA. RefSeq names its product structural constituent of ribosome. Gene Ontology annotation, cellular component: ribosome; cytosolic large ribosomal subunit. Lineage: Eukaryota; Parabasalia; Trichomonadida; Trichomonadidae. Bases 1 to 570 code for a protein of 189 amino acids. The transcript has a single exon. The record is from RefSeq and is a predicted model, not a curated record. Gene Ontology annotation, biological process: translation. Gene Ontology annotation, molecular function: RNA binding; structural constituent of ribosome.
AUGGUAGCUAAGAACAACCAAAUUCCAAACGAUCACCUUCGUAAAUACUGGUACCACCGCGUAAAGACAUUCUUCGAUGACCCGGCUCGUGCUCAACGCCGCCGCAAUGCUCGCAAUCUUCGUGCUAAAGCAAUCGCCCCACGUCCAGCCGAGGGACCACUCCGCCCAAUUGUUCGCUGCCCAACAGUUCGCUACAACAUGAAAGUCCGCCUUGGCCGUGGCUUCACACCAGCCGAACUUACAUCUGCUGGAUUCGAUCCAGCUCUUGCUCGUUUCCAGGGCAUCGCUGUUGACCAGCGCCGUGCUCACUCUAAGGAUGCCUUAGUUAAGGAGAACGUUGAACGCCUUGUUGCUUACAAAUCUCGCCUUAUCAAGGUAAAGAAGGGCGAAACAGCCGAGCAGGUUAACGAUGAGUCUCUCUUCGCUCUUCCAAAGGCUAAGAAUGAAAUCAAGUUCCGUGUUAUCAAGGCUGAAGAGGCCAAGAAGGAUCUCUUCAAGGAGAAGACAGAUAAGCUUAAGGCUUUCCGCGAGGCUAAGAAGGAAAAGGCUGCUGCUAAGCACAAGAAAUAA